This is a messenger RNA of Laetiporus sulphureus 93-53, 1515 nucleotides long. RefSeq lists its product as uncharacterized. Gene Ontology annotation, molecular function: metal ion binding. NCBI's taxonomy places the organism in Eukaryota, Fungi, Basidiomycota, Agaricomycetes, Polyporales, Laetiporaceae. The coding region runs from base 1 to 1515 and encodes 504 amino acids. The transcript is spliced from 5 exons. The record is from RefSeq and is a predicted model, not a curated record.
AUGGCUUCACGACGAGAUCGGUUACGUGGCAAGCUAUGCAGAAAUUAUGCCCUCGGCCACUGCCCGCAGGGAAAUCAGUGUAAAUAUGUUCAUCCGAAUUCGCCCCCAGCAACGUCGGCUUUUCCUCCUCCUCAGUAUCAGUGGCCUCAGGGAUACCCAACUCCUCUAUCGACAACAAUGCGGUUCCCAGUCUCUGGACCGUGGGUGACGUGGAACCCACAGCACCAGCAAAUGCAAGGACGACCAUGGGAGGGCACAGGUGGCCACAGCAUGGUUCAACCAGAGCGCCCCGCUUCCAUCUCUCAAUACAAGCCGCUAUCGUGGAGGACUGCGUUGUGCAGGCACUACACGAAGAAUCGGGGAUGGUGUCCGUUGGGCGACGAAUGCAAUUAUAUACACGAUUUGAAGCUCGCGGAUCUCGCACUCGAAGACGCUCGAUUUUCUGGUGGCAAGCGCGACGCGGCCACGUCCGAUCAGCAGGGGUCGGCGGGCUCCAAGCAAAGCCACUGCUGGGCAUACGUGCAAGGACUCUGCCACGUCAAAGACUGUCCUUAUCUUCACCCGAUAGCGGUCGAUUUGUUCAUUCGCCACACACCUUGCCUGGCAUGGCCGAACUGCACCAAAGGUGCUCUUUGCCCUUACAAGCACCCAGAGCCGAUCAUCCCCAAAGUACACGCACUCCCCAUGUCUCCGCAGUCGACCACGAGCGUGCACCCGCCCACCCCCGCCAAACCCAUCCUCUCCGGCGCCGUGCAGUACCACGGCACGACCUACUUCCCACUCCAAUCGCAAACUUCGCAGUCCUCUCAGGCCACGAGCGCAGGGCCCAUUUCGCCCCAGGACCCGCGAGCGCCGUACCACAUGUUCCCGAUAAACGGCCAGGUCUUAGGGUCGCCUCCCUCAGGCUGGCCAUACCCGUCUCCCAUCUCCCCCAUCGCCAUCCACGCCGCUCCUUCCUAUCCCGUUCCGAUCAACCCUGCGUACCCAUAUGGUUCCCCGCCCUGGCACGAGCGCAUGGUGCUAGGGUCUCCGAUGGGCCAAGUCGCGCCGGGGUUCCCCGGCUGCGAGCCGUAUCCAUCGUACAGCGGCGCGAACUAUGAGUAUCACCACCUGCCUGCCAGCAGCUUCCCCGCAGAUGAUCAUGUAAUGUAUCAAGCUGAUCCGUCGCUACCGCGCGGCGCGCUGUUUCCUGGGCAACCCCAGGAGAGCGUUCCUGAAAGGUACAACAUCCCUCGGUCCAGCGUCGACUACCAUCCCGUUCUCGAGCACGCACCGUCCCACACGGUCCCCGCAGCACACGAAGAGUUGCAAUUCCCUUAUGCUCCGCGGGAGACGCAGGGCGGCGGACCCGCGACUCGAAGGCGAAUCAGCGUGGCGCUGAGAAGCAAGGAAGACACGGACGCGUUGGACGUGUCGACGCACGGCGAGCGCAGGGCGAGCUGGCAGACGCAUGGAACGCACUGCCAUCACAAGGCGAGAUCGCUCUCACCUUCAUUCGAGAGACGUGCUCACUGA